CAUCAUGUGUGCUGAGGCAGAAGCAUGCAUGUGUGAAUGAGGCUGUCUGCUGCUCCACCUCCUCCCCGUCUCCCUCCUUCACCAUCCUUUGCGCUGCAUUUUCCUGCAGGAGACUCGUCACUGUGGCUGAGGCUGUCACAGCCAUAACAGCUUCAGCAUCAGCAUCAUUUCCUCAUCUGUCUCAGCAGCAUCCACUCCAUCCUGGAGAGCAUUCAUUUUUCACAAGCGCACACCCCCUUUUACCUCUCUUUCCUCUAGAUUUUUAACUCACAUCCUAGGUUCGUUUACCCUGUCGCAUCUCCCUCUUCCCUUCUGCUCAACUCAACAGUCUCCCUCACCACCAUCCACUCUUCCAUAGCACCGCUCAGCAAAAAGCAGGCAAGCUGUCUCUUCUUCCUACAAAAGCGUCUCUUAGCUGGACAGCUGGUCUUCCACUGUCCCUCUGGAGGAUGAUCCUGUGGAUGAAGACAGAGGAGAUGGCCCUCGGUGAGCUGCUAGUGAGACUGAGGACCGUCACCCAAAGCAUAGAUGAGAUCAUGCAGCUGGACAGCUGUCCUCUCCGCGCUGCUGACAUCACUCCUGACCUGCAAAAGAAGUUUGCCUUCCUUUCAGGAGGAAGAGGAGAUAAUGGCAGCCCCAUCAUUGUGUUCCCAGAAUUCCCUGCAUUUGGGGAGAUCACAGACAAGGAGUUUCACAACGUGUUGACCUACCUGACAAGCGUCCCAAGCUUGUCGUCAACAGGCGUGGGGUUCAUCCUGGUGAUUGAUCGCCGGCAAGACCGAUGGGCAGCUGUAAAGGGGACCCUGCUUCGUAUUGCAGGCUCCUUCCCAGGGAACCUCCAGCUGGUUCUGGUUCUGAGGCCCACUACCCUUCUGCAACGCACACUCUCCGACAUCUUCUUCAAGUUCAACAAGGAUGAGUUCAAGAUGAAGGUGCCGGUGAUUAUGUUGAGCUCUAUAACUGAGCUGCACUCUUAUAUUGAUCGCACCCAACUGACCCAGGAGCUCGGGGGAACACAGGAGUACUGCCAUGAGAAGUGGAUCUCUCACCGCACAGCUAUUGAAGGCUUUGCACUGAUGGUAAAGAAAACUGCACAGACUCUGCAGUCAUUUGGGACUGAGCUGGCAGAAACUGAACUCCCAAAUGAAAUACAGGCCACAACCAUCCUUCUGAGCACACACACCAGCAAGAAAGAAAGAAUGAAGGAGGAUUUACUGGUGGCUCUGGGUCAGGGCAGCAGGCUGUUGGAGAGCAUCAAUGAGCCUGUAGUGCGAGACCCCGACCACAACAUGAACCAGGAUGAACUGGAGAAUCUGGCUACAGUUCAAAGAUUGCUGUCUCAGCUGGACGAGACAGAACGAGCUUUUGAUGAGUUCUGGGUGAGACAUCAAACCAAACUAGAGCAGUGUCUUCAACUGCGCCACUUUGAGCAUAACUACCGAGAGGUGAGGGCUCUGCUGGAUCAGGUGUCUGAGAAACUUGCAACCUUCUCUGAGGUUGGGAUCAGUCCAGCCCAUGCUGACCACAUCUUCAUUGAGCUCACGACCUACGAGGAGAAAGUCUGUGAGGUUCUGGUCAGAACUGCAGCCUUGUCCCAGGAGGGUGAUGAACUGAUCCAGAAGUCCCACUACGCUGAGGACUCCAUUCAGCCCAAAUGCAGUGAGCUUAGAACAAUCAGUGAAACUGUGAACAACAAUCUGAGAGCCAAGAAGGACCAUCUCCUCAAAGCCAGGGAGCUACACCACCGGCUGGAGCGGGCAUCAAAGUGGGUUGAUGAUGGCAUAUACCUGCUGGCUUCUCAGCCGGUUGAUAAAUGUCAGUCACAUGAGGGCGCAGAGUUGGCCCUGCAGGAGCUGGAACGUUACCUGGAUAAUGCAGGCGAGAAUCAGCUGACAGACCUCAGCACCAUCUGGAAAGACUACGAGGCUGUGCUGAACCAGCAGUUUAGGGACCAAGUGGAGAAAGUUUUCCAGAAGCAGGCGUCCAUGCAGGAGAUGUUUGACAAGAGGAGAGUCAGCCUCAAGAAGCUAGCAGCUAAACAAACCAGGCCUGUGCAGCCAGUAGCCCCGAGACCCGAAGCCUUCAUCAAAUCCCCUCUCAGCUCACCUGCACGCAGAGCAAAGCUGGAGAAGAAAUGCUCAGAGACAGACUCCGGCAACUGUGAAAAAGGAAAUGGCCAACUGAAGAACGAAUACAGUAGCAGCAGACAUACCUCUCUGUCAGAGGAGGAGGAGAACCUGGCAGUGCUCAGGCGACAUGUUAUGAACGAGCUGCUGGAAACUGAGAGGGCUUACGUGGAGGAGCUGCUCUGUGUCUUACAGGGAUACGCCUCUGAGAUGGAUAAUCCAGCAAUGUCUCACCUUAUCCCUGCGCCUUUGCAGAACAAAAAGGAGGUUUUGUUUGGCAACAUGCCGGAAAUUUACCACUUUCACAAAAGAACUUUUCUGAGGGAGUUGGAGCAGUACACAGACUGCCCAGAGUUGGUUGGUAGAUGCUUCUUAGAGAGGAUGACAGACCUGCAGAUCUAUGAGAAGUACUGUCACAACAAACCUCGCUCUGAGAGCCUGUGGAGGCAGUGCUCAGACUGCGCCUUCUUCCAGGAAUGCCAGAAAAAGCUGGAGCAUAAACUGGGUUUAGAUUCAUAUCUCCUGAAGCCGGUUCAGAGGAUUACCAAGUACCAGCUGCUACUGAAGGAAAUGCUGAAGUACAGUAAGGGCUGUGAAGGGGCUGAUGACCUGCAGGAUGCGCUGACCUCCAUCGUGGGGAUCCUCAAGGCUGUCAAUGACUCCAUGCACCUUAUCGCCAUUACAGGUUUUGAGGGUAAUCUGAGUGAGCUGGGUAAACUGCUUAUGCAAGGGUCAUUCAGUGUGUGGACCGAGCACAAGAAAGGCCAUGCCAAGGUUAAGGAUCUGGCCCGUUUCAAGCCCAUGCAGAGACACCUCUUCCUCCACGAGAAGGCCCUGCUCUUCUGCAAGAGGAGAGAGGAGAACGGGGAAGGUUAUGAGAAAGCUCCUUCAUACAGCUUCAAGCAGUCCUUGAAUAUGAGAGCCGUGGGCAUCACUGAGAAUGCAAAAGGAGACAACAAAAAGUUUGAAAUUUGGUGCAACUCCAGAGAAGAAGUCUAUAUUGUUCAGGCACCAACGGCUGAAGUCAAAACCACUUGGGUAAAUGAGAUCAGGAAGGUCCUGACGACCCAGCUGGAGGAAUGCAGAGAAGCAAGCCAACAGAGGGCACCAGAUCAGGCCACCCAUGCUCCACCUGUUCCCACUGGAACCGUAAGUCUCAGCCCAUUCAAGACAGGCCAGAAGAGCAUUAAAAAGGGAGAAGAGAAGAAAGCUGAGUCCUGCAGUCCUGAUGUCAAUUCCUCCUCUUCUGUAAAGGCUGCAGGGAAAGAUGAGGGUGUGACAAGCCCGACCUCAGACAGAGCUGCUGUGGCUAAAAAGCGCUUUACUUUACAGGGCUUCAGUAACCUCAAAGCUCAGAAAGAGCCCUCAAGUACUGAUGACAAAAGUUUUACAUUGCCCAUGACAGUCUUCCCAUCAUCAGGAUCUCCCACCAGCCCAGAUCACAAGACGAAACGCCAGAGUGAUCCCACACCAUUUGGCUUUAAAGAUGCAGGUCCUCCAGCCCUCCACCUGACCAGAGCCAGGUGGUUCAGCACCUCUAGUCUCUUACAGACAAAGUGGAGAGGCUGGAAUAAAGCCUCCCUGUCACUCGAUGCCUCAGGGGAACAUGACGGCUACUCCAGCGCUGAAGAUCCUCUUAACUCUGACCCAGAAGAUGAAAAUGGCAAGAAGCUGUGUGCUGGAAAAUACACCGUCACGGCUGAGUAUGAGAUCGGUGGCGCUCAAGAGCUCUCUGUGAAGAGCGGAGAUGUAGUGCAGCUGGUCAAGGAGGGGGACGAUGGACAGUGGCUUGUGCGUAACUUAAACACAUCUAAGGAGGGUUGGAUUCCUGCUGCUAAUCUUAUCAACCUCAUUGGAAAAUCAAAGUCUUGUCAGUCUCUCACCAGCUCAGAAGGCAGCGGCUCUGGGAACCUCAGCACAUCAUCUAGCUGCAGUGAGACCUACACAAGCUUCUCUGAUAUCAAACCCUGAAAAUACUCUGCACUUUCUUCAUCAUCAAACUGCCAUCAUUCCUACAUCAUGUGGCUAUCUGUACCGUUUUGCCAGCAUAUGUAAUCAUGAAUUUUGUCAAUUUUCCACAGAAAACAGAAGUUACAAAGGUAACUAUAGUUUUAUGAAUUCUAGGAUCACUGCCGGUGGCAGUAAACAAAAUGUCUCCUCAUAGUCUGCACGUGUUGAAAUCUUAUAUAAACAAAAUCAUAUGCAUGAUGUGUAGGCUACCUGUGCAUAUGCACUAUAAAUAACUUGGUAGGCUACAUAUGAGCUCUAUGAAACUUCUCAUGCUGAAAUUUUCCAAGUGACCAGCAUGACUGGCAAUCAUCUUGGGUUUCACAGAACCACAGUCAUCAAACUUCUGUACUGUUUUACUUCUUCCUUACUGCCAGUGGCAGUAAACAAAGUGGAUGACUUAAAGCAGCAUCAAGAGGAACAGACAACUUCUAGUCAACCAGUGGCUGGUAACGUGAAUCCACAGGCUGACAGAACCUCACAAAUGUACAGGGUGUUCCCCAAGAUGCCGCUGCACAGAUUACACAGACGGGACACCCCACAUUGCUCUCCAGGAGGUGGCCGCACCCGUGGUUGAGUGACAGACGACACCUGAAGAAUGCAGGCACAUCUGCUAUUCCAUAUGCCUGUUUCAUCAUGUUUACAGCUCAGUGGGAAUGCCCCAGUAUGAACACAUCUUUUCUCUUGUUCUUUUCAUUAUAAGAAAUCAAAGACAGGUCCCAUGUUGCAGUGCCCCCCAUGUCCCAAUGUUCAAGGUCCUAGCACACCUGCCAUAAUAGGAAAAGACCAGCAGAGCUUCAGCUCUUCCAAAAAGCUCUUCUUCUGAGUUGCCAAUAGCAAAUACAAACCAGCCACACCUUUAAGAGGGCAAAGACUGCACUCUGACAAUGACAGUCUGAAUGACAACCUCCUACCCCUUACUCCAAGGGAUGCUUACCUCCUGAACAUAGAUUAUAGAUCAUUAAUUAUCAACCUAAAGAACAAUUAACCAAGAAAAAACACC
This is a messenger RNA of Maylandia zebra (zebra mbuna), 5136 nucleotides long. Lineage: Eukaryota; Metazoa; Chordata; Actinopteri; Cichliformes; Cichlidae. The record is from RefSeq and is a predicted model, not a curated record.